UUUUCUGGUGAAACAGCGACUAAAGUCGUUGAGUUGCUUUCUGACAAUUGUGCAUGCAAACAAGUAAAAGUUGAUGGUGAACCCCAAUCCUCAUGCACAGUAAAAAGACCAACUGACUGUGGUGAACUUGACAAAUCAACUUGUAAAAGUGGAAUUUACAAGAUCUUUCCUGAUAAAACGUCUGGUUUCAAAGUUUUCUGUGAAAUGAAGAAACAUGGUGGCGGCUGGACUGUAUUCCAACGUAGAAUGAACGGAAAGAUACAAUUCUACAGGGACUGGGACUCUUAUAGGCAAGGAUUUGGUAACCAGAAUGAAGAAUUUUGGUUGGGUAACGACCAUCUGCAUCAACUUACCUCUCAAGGAAAAUACAAAAUGAGGAUUGAUAUGGAAGACUUCGAAAACAACCGGAAGUACGCCCAAUAUGAGAAGUUCAGUGUUGGAAGCGAAACUUCGGGUUAUAUUUUAGAUGUUAGUGGUUAUUCUGGAGAUGCAGGAGAUGGCAUGGCAAUUCAGAAUGGGCAGAAAUUCUCAACAAAAGAUAAAGAUAACGAUAAAUGGGACAAGGCAUGUGCAGUGGAAUUCAAAGGUGGUUGGUGGUAUAAUAAAUGUCACUACAGCAACCCGAAUGGCCUAUACCUGAAGGGAAAACAUGAAUCAGGUGCUGAUGGGGUCAAUUGGAGACUAUGGAAGGGCUAUCACUACUCAUUAAAAGAAACAAUCAUGAUGAUCCGCAAAGCCUAG
Mytilus trossulus (common blue mussel) is the source of this 741-nucleotide messenger RNA. RefSeq names its product ryncolin-4-like. The coding region runs from base 205 to 741 and encodes 178 amino acids. The transcript has 5 exons. The record is from RefSeq and is a predicted model, not a curated record. NCBI's taxonomy places the organism in Eukaryota, Metazoa, Mollusca, Bivalvia, Mytilida, Mytilidae.